Molecule: messenger RNA, 2558 nt
Organism: Cloeon dipterum
Lineage: Eukaryota; Metazoa; Arthropoda; Insecta; Ephemeroptera; Baetidae
Gene: CrebB
Product: Cyclic-AMP response element binding protein B
Exons: 6
Coding region: 660-1523 (287 amino acids)
Biological process (GO): regulation of transcription by RNA polymerase II
Cellular component (GO): transcription regulator complex; nucleus
Molecular function (GO): DNA-binding transcription factor activity, RNA polymerase II-specific; RNA polymerase II cis-regulatory region sequence-specific DNA binding; protein binding
Source: RefSeq, a predicted model, not a curated record
UGGAAAACUGAAAAUUGCUAAUAAGCUUGGCAGCUUUUCAGAAAAUUGCCAUCUCUAUGGUUGCGGUUUUCAGAGCGGAAAAAUUAAGAUCGUGUUCCAAAACGGAUGUCACUUUUGUCAUCCGCUGCAUUCAGUCUCCCCGAGCUGCUCUCUUUUCAUGCUUUAUUUUUCAAACUGACGUCAAUCCGCUUAUCAUUAAAAGCGUGUGCGUCCGAGCUGUGCUCAACCGCGAACGAGCGACCGCAUUUACACGCGAAAAGAGCUCCACCGCUCGGCGUUCUUUUAAAAUUUUAUUUGUCGGCCAAAUUUUUGUCUCAGCCCGCCUUCCUUCUUGGGAGGCCUUUUUUCGCCGCCCGAUAACAACAACGCACUGCCACUGAUAAGCAUUCGGCUAGCGAGCUGAUAAGAGCCGUUAGGAAACGUCCGACUCUCGCGCCAAGCUGGAAAUAAUUGUUUUGCAAGCGGCUGUAAAUUGUAUUAUUUUGCCGAGAUACAAGGAGGUCGAAGGAUCAUCUGCCGGACUGAUUAGAAUAAAUAUGUAUACGCUGGAUCGAUGCUAACAUAAACAGCUCGGCACAGAACACCACUCUUUUGAAUAACAUUUUGCUUCAUAUCAAUAAAAAUGAACUCUAGUUCUAGGCAAAUCCGUUUGGCUCAGGAUGGACGCUCUGGUCGAAGAGAACGGAAACCCUGGCGGUUCUGACCCUCUGGCGGCGGAGGAGGUCGGAACCGUGACUUCGGUAGGAGACCAGGACUCUUACUCACAAGACUCGACUACUUACAAAACCUACCUUCAGGUGCAGUCGGUCAUCCAGCCAAACCAGCAGUCAGUUAUCCAGACGGCCGCCAACAUUCAGCCCGUGCAGCUGUCCAAAGGCAACGUAAUUCUUGUCGGCAAGCCGAAUUCAGUCAUCCAAACCGCGUCGGGGAACAUUCAAACCUUGCAAGUCGUGGAGACUGGUUCUGACGACAGUUUGUCUAACGACGACGACGGCUCGACCAAGAAGCGGCGAGAUAUCCUCACUCGGAGGCCGUCUUACCGCAAAAUUCUCAACGACCUGGGUGGCGGAGAAAUUGCAGGUGUGCAUUUUGUGGAAUCCACGUCUAUCAUUUCACAUAGAAACAGCUCUAAUAUUCACGUUAUUCCUGCUGGCGCGAUCCAGAUUUCCAGCGGCCAGGGUGACGGUAUGCACACCCUGACAAUGACCAAUGCUACAUCAGCAGGCGGCGCAAUUGUUCAGUACGCUCAGGGCCAAGAGGGUCAGCAAUUCUUUGUACCUGUGGUGGCCCAAAAUUCGAGCGGGACAAUGCAGUCAGCCCAGCAGAUGGCCGAGGAAGCGGCUAGAAAAAGGGAGCUGAGGCUUUUGAAAAACAGGGAGGCCGCAAGGGAAUGUCGGCGGAAGAAGAAGGAGUACAUCAAGUGCUUAGAGAACCGGGUAGCUGUGCUCGAGAACCAGAACAAGGCGCUCAUCGACGAACUCAAGUCUCUAAAGGAGCUCUACUGCCAACAAAAGGUUGAGUAGUGGUGCGCGUGCGCUCAUGCAGUCGACCAAAACUUUUGUCCUUCUCCGAAUGUUGUUGUCGUCAAAACCAAUCUGCGCAGUUUACUAGUGAGUUGCUGACCUGAUACAUCGGCGAUUCAAGAGCUGUGAUGACUUGCUUUCACGUAGAAAUUUCUCCUUUGGAAGUUUGCAUAUUUUCGUCGCAUGUCAAGUUGGAGUCUGACCAUAAUUACGGCAAAACGCAGUGACUACUACGAUUUAGCACCAGUCUAUUCAGAUAACACACUUCCAACUGGACAAUGUUAACAAAUCUAAGGUGUUGAUUCAUGUAUAGUGUAUAUUGGUGUGCGUGCGAGCGAGUGAGAAAGAAAGCGAGCUCAUUUUCAUUUAGAACUGACGUCUGUGACAACAAUUUGAAAAGUGACAUUUUACUAUUAAUUCUAAACCGCUCGAGUCGGCUGAUUUUUACGCAGCGGACAAAAGUGAACCUGAUUUUAAAUUUCCCGAUUCCCAUGUUCAUUCGGCAAAUAUUAUUGUUUAGUGCCAUAUUACAGUCCGUCAAACAAUAUGUCCCUUGACCUUUUUGGGAUGGUUAGGUUCUAAAGUCACCACCUCUUGAGCCAAGCUGCAGAUGAUAACACUAUAAUUUAGUCGUUAGUUUGAUCAAGCACUUGGCUUUUCUAGCUUAUUUCCAAUUUUAAGGAAUAAUUUUAUUGUGCAAGGUUGAUUUACUGCAAACGUACACAUACAGUCGUGUUUUGUUGUUAUUUCUGGAAAUAGUUUUUACAGUUAAUGAGUACCGACAUGUGAAAUGCAAUGGAUGUAUUAUGUCGUGAAUGUAUUCAAAUGUGCCUGAAAUAUUGAAAAACUAAUGCAGUUGAUUCAAUGACAGUGAAUAUAUUUUCAUUUGUCAGGUUUUAAAUGAAGUUGUAACACAAAGAUUUGUAUGACACAAACCACUUUCAAUGAUUGUCACCAAGCUUACUUCAUGACAUGAUCUCAUCAUGUAAUGUACAAAUGUCAAUACAAAAUUGAAAAUUGAUUCUCAAAAUCUGA